AUGAAAAGACAAGUUAUAAAUAUCAAUGAAGUCAUGAAAAGACAAGUUAUAAAUAUCAAUGAAGUCAUGAAAAGACAAGUUAUAAAUAUCAAUGAAGUCAUGAAAAGACAAGUUAUAAAUAUCAGUGAAGUCAUGAAAAGACAAGUUAUAGAUGUCAAUGAAGUCAUGAAAAGACAAGUUAUAAAUAUCAGUGAAGUCAUGAAAAGACAAGUUAUAAAUAUCAAUGAAGUCAUGAAAAGACAAGUUAUAAAUAUCAAUGAAGUCAUGAAAAGACAAGUUAUAAAUAUCAGUGAAGUCAUGAAAAGACAAGUUAUAGAUAUCAAUGAAGUCAUGAAAAGACAAGUUAUAAAUAUCAGUGAAGUCAUGAAAAGACAAGUUAUAGAUAUCAAUGAAGUCAUGAAAAGACAAGUUAUAAAUAUCAGUGAAGUCAUGAAAAGACAAGUUAUAGAUAUCAAUGAAGUCAUGAAAAGACAAGUUAUAAAUAUCAAUAAAGUCAUGAAAAGAUAA
This is a messenger RNA of Lottia gigantea (owl limpet), 507 nucleotides long. RefSeq lists its product as hypothetical. Bases 1 to 507 code for a protein of 168 amino acids. The record is from RefSeq and is a predicted model, not a curated record. NCBI's taxonomy places the organism in Eukaryota, Metazoa, Mollusca, Gastropoda, Lottiidae. The transcript has a single exon.